GGUGGGGUCGCAGGGGCUGCUGGGAGAAGGGCAGCCGGAGCUGGCGGCACCCGCCCCGCCCCUCCCCGCCCACGGAAGGGCAGAGCAGCUCGGGUGCAGGACGGACGGACUGGGAACACACUCCCUACCAUAAAAGGUAGAAACAGGUGCUCCGCAAAUAACCCGCUGCGGGACACGACGCCGGCGCUGUGCUGGGGACAGGCUGCAGUGUCCCGUGGGGAGCAGGGACAGGACUCUGCUGAUCUCUUACAUCAAACAAUUAAACACCCUGACGUGCCACCCUGUCAUCAUGUUCUCUGGAAUCUCCCAAUAUGGCGAUAACAGCUGUGGUGGAAGAACUGAAUCCAGGCCUGGCUUGAAACAGGUUUUGCCAGCAGUUCUGAUACCUUGGGUGCAAGAUACUGCUUGUUCUAAGCAAGGAGCUUUCACAUCCCAGUUUCCCUGGGGCCCGGGGGAGAAGAAUGGAUGCUGCUGUAACGAUGGGAACAAGGAGAAGCCCCUGAGUCCCCAGGACGCAGGAGUGUCCCCCCACCCAGAGGUGCCUGGCGAUACCCACAAUAUGAUGUACAGAGGAGUUCUGGGUAAGGGAGGAGCGGCUGCCUCCUUCCCUGCCCCGCGGAGCUGUGUCCCCUGGUCCCUGCGGAGCCCAAUCCUCUGCCCUUCUGCCCUUCCCUCUCCAGCAGGAAGACAUGGAGGGGAUCCAGCUGUGCCUGCGGCUCUGGUGCUGGCCUGUCCUGAUGACUGGGUUGGGUACCGCAAUGUCUGCUACUACCUGUUGAGGGACGAGGGCAGCUGGGAGUGGAGCCAGGAGCAGUGCUCCUCGCAUGGGGCCUCGCUGGCCAUGCCCCGGAGGGAGGGGGAGAUGGAGUUCCUCUGGCUGUUGAAGGGCAACAUGGAUUACUGGCUUGGGCUGCGGAGACGGGGCGAGCGCCUGCAGUGGGUGGAUGGCAGCAGCUUCAACCAGACGUUUGAGGUGCAGGGCCAAGGAGAGUGUGCGUAUUUGUACGACGGGGCUGUCGCGAGUGCAGGCUGCUCCCAGUCACGGCCGUACAUCUGCAGCAAGCCCCAAGCGCUGAUGUGACAGGGGUGCUCUCCUGGACCUCAUGCUGACAAGGAAAGAAGGACUGGUUGGAGAUGUCAGUUGUGGGUAGCCCUGGCUGCAGUGACCAUGAGAUGGUGGAGUUCAGGGUCCUGUGUGGAAGAACCAGAGUGAAAAGUAGGAUUACAAGCCCGAACUUGUUGUUUCUAAGCUCAUAACUCUCUUUAUCUCUGCUCUUUCUCUCCUUGGAGUGAGAGGUGGGGGAGAGCAUCUGCUGUCUUGUCAUUGGCCAACCUGGCCCAAGCUGGGCCUAAUGAGAGGUGGGAUGUGAUGGAUUCUACUACUAAUUACACUUUCGAGUUCA
Molecule: messenger RNA, 1403 nt
Organism: Chroicocephalus ridibundus (black-headed gull)
Lineage: Eukaryota; Metazoa; Chordata; Aves; Charadriiformes; Laridae
Product: C-type lectin domain family 2 member D-like
Exons: 5
Coding region: 290-1081 (263 amino acids)
Cellular component (GO): external side of plasma membrane
Source: RefSeq, a predicted model, not a curated record